CUUGACGAGGCAGAGUCUGUGAUCUGGGACCGCCUGGUGGCCGAGUUUAGCCCUGUCGAGCUGGUGGUGCAGGACAUAUCAGGCGGGUGCGGGUCGAUGUAUGGAAUUGAGAUCAGCUCAGAGAAGUUCCGCGGCGCAAACAUGCUGAAGCAGCAGAGGAUGGUGAAUGCAGUGCUGGGGGACCUGAUGAAGGGGUGGCAUGGAUGUCAGCUCAAGACGAGGGUGCCA
Messenger RNA from Cryphonectria parasitica EP155, 228 nucleotides. RefSeq names its product bola-like protein. The annotation marks the transcript as partial. Lineage: Eukaryota; Fungi; Ascomycota; Sordariomycetes; Diaporthales; Cryphonectriaceae. The record is from RefSeq and is a predicted model, not a curated record. The transcript has a single exon.